Messenger RNA from Schizophyllum commune H4-8, 1268 nucleotides. RefSeq lists its product as uncharacterized. The record is from RefSeq and is a predicted model, not a curated record. Bases 156 to 1268 code for a protein of 370 amino acids. The transcript has 13 exons. NCBI's taxonomy places the organism in Eukaryota, Fungi, Basidiomycota, Agaricomycetes, Agaricales, Schizophyllaceae.
ACUCUUCGGCGGCGCGCACCUGGCGCAUAUAGCGCCAGGGCGCGCCCGGUGCGAGGCUUUCCCUCCUUUGCUUCUCUUCUUCCGUUUUAUUUCAUAGACGUGCGCGGAGCCCUCGAAGCAGCUUCACCCCGCUUCGCGCCCUGAACGCGCCGACAAUGAACGCGUCAACCGCGUACAGCGAAGAGGAGAUCGCGGCGUAUGCGCGCCUGUAUGAGGGGAACCUGAUCCCCAUGUAUGCGACGGUCGUGGGUCUGGCAUGGGUGUACUAUGACUGGGCAUUAACGAUCGAUGACGAAGUCCGUUACGUCUGGCCGCAGAAGAUGAACGUCGGGAAGGCCAUAUACCUGUGGAUACAAUGGCUCGCUCGAAUACAUCCCGCGAUGACGAAUCCUAUGCUAUGUAUAAUCAUGGACCCCGUAGACCGCCUGUCCGGCGCUGUCCUUCUCUGGUCCGUCGAGAUCAUCAUGCAGCUACGCAUCUACGCGAUCUACGAACGCUCGGCGAAGGUCGCCUACGUCAACAUCUUCCUCUUCCUCAUCUCCAUCGCCGGCUUCUUCUACGUGCUCAUCACUAACGUCCUCCUCCGCGAGGACGCGAUAAAGCACGUGCUGGACCUGCCCCUGCUGGGUUGCCCAGCGAUCCAGACGGCGACGGAGUGGGCGCAGUGGUUGCCUGCGACAAUAUUCGAAGGCAUCCUCUUCGGCUUCGUCCUGUAUCGCUCGUUUCGCAUCAACUUUCGUAACUUGCGCGCCGGGCGCGGCGUCUCACUCUACGAAGUUAUCAUCAAGGACCACAUUCGAUAUUGGGUGGGAGUAAGCACCUUGCUCGUGCUGUGCAACCUCAUGGUCGUCGGAACGACGAAGAUUCCGUGGUUCGGGUUUGGCCCCUUCCACGCCGGCCUCGGCGUGGCCACCACGCGCAUGCUGCUCAACAUCCGCGAGGCGGCCGAGCGCACCGACUAUUCCAUAUACCUCGGGACGGCGCCGAGGAGGGACAGGAGCGAUGAUUCGGAGACGCUCAAUGAGUUCACGGCGACGGUCGAGUUCAGGCCGUCGGGGAGCGCUGAGAGUCGGUGGGAUGAGGAGGAGGAGACGAUGGAGAUGGGGGCGAUAAAGCAUAGUCAGAGUGUUCUGGAGGCGAGGCCCACGACAACGAAGGGUGCGCAGAGCUUGACGGGACCGGCUCUCAGCUGGGAACCGACGCAUAGUCAGGCGUGUAUGGCGUACAAGCGGGAGAGCCCGUGUCUUCGCCACGGGUGCCUCAGAUAG